AGUCGACGAGAAGGAGGCGUACCAAGACUAAUUGUUUACGUGUGAUCAGUCUGGCCAGUCACACUAAAUAGCGGACUCCUCAGGUUAUUUUCAGCAGAUUUAGGACAGCUUCAGUGUACUGUAAUGCUCGGAGCAGAGCGAUCUACUCUCUCUGAACUAGCGAAGAUGACGGCCGCGAGUCAAGCAGAGAGGACUGUGCUGGAAGAGGAGUUUAAUUGGCUGCUGAAAGAAGAGGUCCAUGCGGUGUUAAAACAGCUGCAAGACAUUUUAAAGGAGGCGUCAAGACGUUUUUCGAUGCCGUCACCAGGUCUGGAAGGACAACUGAAACAAGAGAACUUCAUUCUGGGCAGUUCAACGAUGGACCAGGUGAAAGGGGUUUUGACACUACAAGGAGAAGCUCUAACUCAGGCUGAUAUUAAUAUUAAAGUGGCUAAAAGCAGUCAAGUCAUGCAUUUUGCAUUCCGUGAUGAUAAACAGUGGAAACUGCAGCAGAUUCAAGAUGCCCGAAACCAUGUGAAUCAGGCCCUGCAGUUACUAAGCAGCCGUGACGACAGUUACACCUUCAAAACGGGUGCUGAGGUCAACAAGCUCAUGGAUGCAGUAAUGCUUCAGCUGACCCGAGCCAGAAACAGACUGACGACCCCAGCCAGCAUGACGCUUCCUGAGCUCGCGGCCAGUGGCCUAAUGAAAAUGUUCACGCCUCCCAUGCCCGGUGACGUGAUGGUGAAUUUCUAUAUCAAUCUCAGUAAACUGUGUUUGACAGUGUAUCAACUACAUGUACUGCAGCCUAACACUACUAAGAACUUCAGAUCAGCAGGAAGUUCAGUGCUUCAUAAUCCAGGAGCAAUGUUCGAAUACAACAACACCAAGUUCGAGGUGAGCCACGUUCAUAAGGUGGAGUGUGUCGUGCCGUGGCUAAACGACACUCUGGUGUUUUUCACCAUUUCCCUGCAACUCUGUCAGCAGCUCAAAGAUAAGAUUUCUGUCUUCUCCAGUUUCUGGAACUACAGACCAUUUUAAGCUGCAUCUAACCAAAACUCUAGUCGGUGACCAUAAACAUGAUGAAUUUAUUAUGCACUAGGAACAAAGAAUUCCACGAACAAGCUCCCUGAUAUAAUUUGUGACUUCGCUAUAUGACCAUGUAUUCAUUUCGUGUGCUUUAUUGUUCAGUAUGUGUUCUGCAGCAGAAAUAGAGUGUGCUGUGUAUGUAGUAUACAAACUGAAUUCAUUCAUUUGAAACGACAGGCUCUUCAGAUGAAGGUAUUCAGCAAUGCCUUGUUUUGUCUAUGCAGUAUUUGUCUUUGUCAGUGUUGUCUGUCAGUAAUCUUGCAUCAUCUGAUAUGUGUUUAGGCUAUAGGCAGGAAAUGCUACUAAUUACGUAAUGCUUACAUUCUUAUGUCACAGAAACUGUGAAAUAUUCUAGUUGAGAUCUCUUCAGACUCAUUUUACCAGUGUUUUUGCCUUUUUAGAGCAGUGGGUUGUAACACUUGAACAUUAUCUGAUGCCAGGGACUAUCUUUAGUGCAGAAAAGCACAAGCAUUGAGACCAUUAUCAUAUGCUUACGAAUGUGCAUAAAUGACCAAUAGUGUAUUUGCCAUUGUGACGCAACUGUGGUAUGACUAUAUUAACACUAAAUGACAGAUUAGAGUAAAACGACACAUUCCUGAGGACGGCUGAUUAGGGAGCAGAGCUCAGCAUCCAGUGAGGAAAAAAAGGAAUAUUAUAUCAAGCGAUUAGUUCAGAUGCUGAUCAGGUUUCUCUGUGCUGAUACUUCAUUUAUUUUGUCAGCUUUAUUUAUUGCUACAUUUUUUUUUAUUUAUUUUGUCAAAUGCACUUAAUUUGUCUAUUGAUUUCAUGCAUGUUAAUUUGAAUACUGAUUCAUGUUUUAAGGAAAACCUAAGCUAUUUUCAUGUGUAUUUCAUGCUUAAUACGAAAUAUUUUGUGCAAUAAACAUAAUAUCAACAUUA
This is a messenger RNA of Puntigrus tetrazona (Sumatra barb), 1967 nucleotides long. RefSeq names its product rogdi atypical leucine zipper (gene rogdi). Lineage: Eukaryota; Metazoa; Chordata; Actinopteri; Cypriniformes; Cyprinidae. Bases 124 to 1020 code for a protein of 298 amino acids. Gene Ontology annotation, cellular component: RAVE complex. The transcript has 11 exons. The record is from RefSeq and is a predicted model, not a curated record.